Messenger RNA from Pelecanus crispus (Dalmatian pelican), 765 nucleotides. RefSeq names its product ras homolog family member H (gene RHOH). Gene Ontology annotation, molecular function: GTPase activity; GTP binding. NCBI's taxonomy places the organism in Eukaryota, Metazoa, Chordata, Aves, Pelecaniformes, Pelecanidae. Gene Ontology annotation, biological process: small GTPase-mediated signal transduction. The record is from RefSeq and is a predicted model, not a curated record.
UCGGCCCUGGACGUUAAUAAAAUGCUGGAUUCAAUCAAGUGUGUCCUGGUGGGAGACUCCGCGGUGGGGAAAACAUCUCUUUUGGUACGUUUCACCUCCGAGACUUUUCCAGACGACUACAGACCCACCGUAUACGAAAAUACCGGAGUGGAUGUCUUCAUGGAUGGUGUACAGAUUAGCCUAGGUCUUUGGGACACAUCUGGCAGCGAUGCCUUCAAAAGCAUUCGCCCCCUCUCAUACCAACAGGCAGACGUGGUAUUAAUGUGCUACUCGGUGGCAAACCACAAUUCCUUUCUGAACCUGAGGAACAAAUGGAUUGGCGAGAUCCGCAGCCAUUUGCCCCGCAUCCCCGUGUUGGUAGUGGCUACUCAGACUGACCAGCGCGACAUGGGGCCCUACCAUUCCUCCUGCAUCAGCCCGAUAGAUGGGAAGCGGCUCGCCCAGGAAGUGCGAGCCAAAGGCUAUUUGGAGUGCUCUGCCCUCAGCAACCGAGGGGUGCAGCAGGUGUUUGAGUACGCCGUGCGGACAGCAGUCAAUCAAGCCAAGAGGCAGAACAGGAGGAAGCUCUUCUCCAUUAACGAGUGCAAGAUCUUUUGAGGACCAUCAGCAGUGGUUUUGCCCGCGUUCGUUCUUUCUGUCUUUGCACAAAGAUACUGCGGCAGAGAGAAUAGGAGCUGAAUCAAAGGACUCCUGGCAGGACCACAGUGCAGGUGCCCCUAGUGAGAGAUGUGCACUCUACCUGAUCUGCUCCCCCUCAACACACAU